AUGCACAAUAUGGUACCGUGCUAUCACACGGAAACGGUUGCGCAGCAAGAACCGCUAUGGCUGCUCGACGACGCUCGAAAAGAUGACAAACCGCCACCGUACCUGUUAGCAACACAUGAGAAAGGCUUCAAAAGACCAUGGCUAGACGAAAAGAUUAUUGCUACGAUCAAUGAGCGCAUAGAAGAGCUCGAUCCCGCACUGCGCGAGCUGAGUUUGAAGAUUCAUGAUCAUCCGGAGAUUAUGUGGACGGAGCACUAUGCACAUGACACACUUACAGCGUUCAUGGAUUCGUAUGGGUUCAAUGUCACAAAGCACUAUCUUGGUCUUGAGACGGCAUGGCGUGCAGACUUUGAACACCGAUCCUCGGCGGUAUCAAAGAAGAGCCCUCUCAAAACGCUAGGUCUCAACUCGGAGAUGGAUGCGCUCCCUGGUAUUGGGCAUGCAUGUGGCCAUAACUUGAUUGCGAUUGCUGGUGUUGCCGUGGCAUUGGCGGUCAAGACCGCUUUAGAGAAGCACGAUUUGGACGGAAGAAUUGUGUUGCUCGGUACACCUGCCGAAGAAGGAGGUGCCGGGAAGAUUGACUUCAUCCAACGCGGUGGCUACAAGGAUAUGGACAUUUGUCUGAUGUGUCACCCUGGCCCCGGACCCCGUAAUACUACAGGAACAGGACCUUCGCUAGCGAUUACCGGAAUAGAAGUGGAAUACUUUGGUCACACAGCGCAUGCUUCGGCUGCGCCUUGGGAAGGGCAAAACGCUCUCGAUGCCGCAUUCCUCGCCUACUCGUCCGUUUCUGUCUUGCGCCAGCAAAUCAAGCCAACUCACCGCGUACAUGGGAUCGUGGAGGGUCGUGAUUGGGCUCCAAAUAUUAUUCCGGACUAUGCAAAAAUGCGUUGGCUCGUAAGGGCACCUUCAGCCGCAGAAGUUGACAUAUUGCGUGAACGAGUCAUCAAUUGCUUCAAGGGUGCAGCACUGUCCACUGGAUGUAAAAUGGAGCUCAAAGUGGAUCGCACGAUGUUUGACCUGCGGCAAAAUAGUGUGCUUUCAUCAGAGUACCACAAUGUGUCGCAAAGCCAAUAUGGUGUGGGGCCCAACUCGAUGGAGGGUGCGAUUGGAGGGAGCACCGACUUUGGCAAUGUCACCUACGAGUUGCCCUCGCUUCACCCGUCUUUCUCAAUCCCAACCGAGCCCAACGGAGGGAAUCAUACAAUAGGCUUCACGAGGGCUGCAAGGACCGAAAAAGCGCACGAAUGCACGCUCAAGGUCGCAAAGGCACUUACUCAAGUUGGCAUGAGAGCAAUAAUAGACGAGGAAUUCCUGAGUCAGGUCAAGGAAGCAUUCAACCCUAACCGCUGA
Serendipita indica DSM 11827 is the source of this 1353-nucleotide messenger RNA. Lineage: Eukaryota; Fungi; Basidiomycota; Agaricomycetes; Sebacinales; Serendipitaceae. The record is from the annotation of a GenBank genome assembly.